This is a messenger RNA of Penicillium arizonense, 2085 nucleotides long. RefSeq lists its product as uncharacterized. The coding region runs from base 1 to 2085 and encodes 694 amino acids. NCBI's taxonomy places the organism in Eukaryota, Fungi, Ascomycota, Eurotiomycetes, Eurotiales, Aspergillaceae. The transcript has 2 exons. The record is from RefSeq and is a predicted model, not a curated record.
AUGCCUUCUACGUUCCGAGCUUCGCGCUCAGGGCGGCAUCUCGACGGCCCCAACCGCACCCGAAACGGCCAAAUCGACCACGAUGUCUUUGAAGGAUUGCCAGUACGACGCUGGUCGAAACAACCGCACACCUUCUCCCAAGCUCCUAAGCUCGAAGAUUCGGAUUUUGGCGUCCAGGGCCCAGGCGGAGGACCAACUCUACCAGAGCUCCCCAUGCCAAGAGACAGCCAGCUCUUACCCCCAAUCAGUCGCGCCCUUCUUCGAGCAGCCCGUGCUGGAUGUGUCCAUAUUCGUCAAAGUAGUCGCGCGACCGAUGAGGAAGAGAAGAGCGUGGCUGACGCAGAGGACCCGAAUUCAGCCAAUGCCCAUGCCGCCGAUCGAAGCUUCACAACUCGCAAGUGGCUGACGCUUCCUAAGCACUUGGAGCCUGCGGAGGUCGAGUUUUUGGCGAAGAGACGGCCUGGUCUUCCUUCCUUGUAUGGCGCUGCUGCUGGUGAUGCUGGAGCGCCGAUGCGCAGGACAAAAUUCAAGAAGACAGACCCUGAGACUGGUAAUAUCUCGAUAUACGAGGCUUGGGUACCUGAGGGUCAUCGUAUUGAAGGAGAGAUUACCGGCGACGUACAGGCGAUUGCCGCGCAGAGCGAGGUGCCUGUGAAGCCAGAGGCGCCUGCGCCUGGAACUGUCGUUGAGGGUGUCGGGAUUGUCAAUGCCGAGGGCGUUGUUGUUGCAGAGGCUGGCUCAGCGGCUGUGAUGACACCACCAAAGCGACGGCCCCCUCCCCCUAAGCGCAAGGGCAAGGGCAUUGGAAAGGGUCGGAAGAAGAAGGUCAUGUUCGCACCAGGCGAGGGAGCUGAUGCCGCCACAGUACAUGGUAUGGGUGACGGUGCUGGUGAUGGUCAAGGAGGAAGCCAGGAUGAUUCACGAAUGUCGAUGGAUCCGAAUGGUCAAGAUGAUGACGAUGAGGAUGGCGAUGAGAGUGACGAAGGUGAUGAGGGAGAUGAGUCCAUGGUGGAUGUGAAGACUCCUGAGACCCCUCAGCCUACGUCUGGUACGGAGUCUGCUGAUCAACCUUCAAUUGAAACCCCCGCUGAGCAGUCAGUUGAUGUCGAUAUGGCAGACACUGGUCCCGACAACCAACAAGCUGCCCAAGAGCCAUCUUUAUCAGUUGGCGCUGAGACACCUUCGCAACUGCAGACCACCGAAGCUUCUCAGCCUGAAAAGGCACCUGAGACAGACAAUAGUGCUAUGGAUUCCAGCGUGCCUCCAAAGACUGAGAUCACUGAUUCGGAUGAGAAGCCUGCCGCACCGGAACAUGAUGAUGCCAAUCUCCCUUCUACUGAACCUGCAGCAGCCUCAAAUGCAGCUGCUGAGCCAUCAGUUGCCGUUCCCGAGACUGAAGCCUCAAGGCCCACCAAAUCUGAGGCCACAGAAGUGACGGCUGAUAUUGCACCAAAGCAAGAGGAGCCCGAUGUCAGAAGUCAACCAGAUAUUGAAAACGCCGCACCAUCUGAUAGUCCCGAUAAACCCUCAGAACCCGUGCAACCUUCACUCUCGACCGAGGCUCCAGUCGAGGCUGAAGAAUCUCAACCCGCCUCAAAUGAGGCCACCUCCCAACUCGACACCGAACCCCUUUCAGCGGCCCUUGAAAAUGACCAAAACAACCAAUCCGAAAACCUCCAACCCGACGCGGACCCAGCUGAAACAAAAGACGUGGAAAUGAGCGAAGCUCCAGCAGCGCAUGAGCAGAACCCACUACUUGAAGAAAUCCAGUCUCCCUCGAAGCCCGAAUCGCCUCUAUCAGAACCACCAGCCGAUGAUCCUCAGCCUCCUUCAUUCGAAGUUGAUUCUACCGUGAUAGAUCUCGCUCCGGCAGAGGAACCAACACCUGCUGCCGAGGAUAAGACAGAAGAUAAGACUGAAGAUAAGACAGAACAAGCGGAUCAGCCAGCAACUGAGCCAAAUGUUUCGGGUGCGACAGCUGCUGCAGAACUCGAUCAGACAGAUGAUCAACCCGAUGAAGUGAAGGGCGAAGUUGAGCAGCCCUCAGAUUCAGUCCCUGAGGGUGCCCCGGCCGAGUCUACAUAG